UGUGUUUGACUUUAUUUUCCUUUUACUUAUUUCAUGUGCCUGUGUGUUUAUUUGUGAUACGUUCCCAUACUGUUAUUUUAUUUUUACCUCUAGGUGUUUUUUAAACUUUGGUUUUGUUCGUAUUUACAUAACAGUCAGCUCUAUGGGUGUCUGGAUGGACUAGAGCUUUUAUGGACUAGACCUCUUUUCACUCUUAUUAGUAAUAGUAAUAGUAUUAUACCUCUAUACUCUACAUUUUCGUUGCUAUACAAACUGUGGAUCAGACUUGCAAGUUUCAAUUUGCGUUCGAGCGCCGUCAUGCUGCUCAGCACGACAGCGCACGUUGGCGUGGGCGAGGGUCCGUGAACGCACCGUCAGACUGGUGCGUGCGCUGUGCUGACGAGCCGUUGCUUGUGGAAACAGCUGGUGGUUUCUGUCAGAGAGCGUUUCGGGCUCAGCGACGGCGUUAGCGGCCGAUAAAAGUUCUCGCUAGGCUGCGAAGUGCCCGAGGGCGCUCGGACUCGGGUCUCCGCCGCCGUCCCCGCAGACGCCGGCGCGUGACGUCCCGUGAACGCCACUUUACCGGGCUGUUAAUUAAGCGCCUAGCUUGUUAGCGGCGGACAGCGGCUAACUCCUGCUAGCUUUGCAGCCGGUCCCAUAGGAACCGGCCGCCAGCGCCCUUAUAGUUGAGUCCAGACGACGACACCAUGACUCACGUCCAUUAUAAAUUCUCCUCCAAACUCAGCUACGACACGGUGCUGUUCGACGGGCCGCACAUCACGCUGAGGGACCUGAAGAGGCAGAUCAUGGGCAGGGAGAGGCUCCGCGCCGGGGACUGCGACCUGCAGAUCACCAACGCGCAGAGCAAAGAAGAGUACACAGAUGAUGAAGGUCUCAUCCCAAAAGGCUCCUCCGUCAUCGUCAGGAGGAUCCCAGUUUGUGGAGGAAAGUCCAGCUCCAACACCAAGACCAAAAACAUUGAGAGCUCAGCCGUCUCGUUUCACCACACUUACGGAGCCGCCAAAGCAAUGGACGAGCAGAGUUCUUCCAGAGCCCUGCCCUUUUUGGCCAAGAUGGCCAACCUGGCUGAAGCAGAUGUGUCGGAGGAGGAUAAGAUCAGGCUAAUGCUCAAUCAGUCCACCUACGAUGCCAUGAAUUACAACAAGAGGUUUGGUGCUGUCCUUCCUCCAAACUACACCUGCUACCGCUGUGGAAAUGCUGGGCACCACAUCAGGAGCUGCCCCGCCAGUGGGGACAAGAAUUAUGAGGCCCCUGUGAGGAUAAGGAAGAGCACCGGCAUCCCGCGCUCCUUCAUGGUGGAGGUGGACGACCCCAGUAUGAAGGGAGCCAUGCUGACCAACACUGGGCGCUACGCCAUUCCUGCCAUAGAUGCAGAAGCGUACGCCAUCGGGAAGAAGGAGAAGCCGCCGUUCGUCCCGCAGGAGAAGCCGGCGUCGGAGGCCGAGGAGGACCCUGUGCCCGACGAGCUGCUGUGCCUCAUCUGCCGCGACCUGCUGAGCGAUGCCGUGGUCAUACCCUGCUGUGGAAACAGCUACUGCGACGACUGUAUUCGCACGGCUUUACUGGAUUCAGAGGAACACGUCUGCCCCACCUGUAGCCAGUCAGACGUCUCUCCUGACACUCUGAUAGCCAAUAAAUUCUUACGACAGGCUGUUAACAAUUUCAAGAAAGAGCGAGGUUACACCAAUACCUUGACGAGGAGGUGUGGUGCCGCCCAGUCCCAAAAUCUAACCACUAGAUCGAGCCCUGUCACCACCCCGCCUCCUCUUACAGGGCAGAGACAGCCUCAGAAGCCUCUCCAGCCAACCUCCAGUCAGCAGCUCCAGCCACGUGCUGCAGACCCACCACCGCUGCCUGAGGCUCCUCCUGCAGCGACGGGCCUGGCCUCUGCUUGCAGCACACCUGGCCCCUCCAUCCAGCCUGAGCAAAGUGGUCCGGAGAGCCACGAUAAGAAGCCUGAGGAGGAGACUGACGAUGACUCUGUUGUUGCUCCAUCUGUGCUGGCGUCAAACAAAGAGCCGUCUCCUGCGCCGUCGCAGCAGAUACCAGUGGUUAGCCACACAGCGGCGGCGGAGCAGCCCGAGACCAUCUGUGUGAAACAGCAACCCUCCUCCUGCUUAAGUGCAGCACCCAGCCCCUGUGGGCCGCCGACCUCCUGGGACAGCUCCUCCUUCUCCUCCUCAGCGCAUCCCAGCAGAGGCUGGACUGAAACCCAGCAGCUUAAUUCAGCCACGACGACUCCUCUCUUUCCCUCCCCCAUGUUCCUCUCCCCUCAGCAGUCUCAUCCCAGUUUCCCUCUUGGAUACCAGCCAACCACAUCCCUCUGGCCAGUCCCAAGCCCCCACGGCACCCCCAUCCCCUCCCUCUGCUCCUCCAUGUCAACAUCCUCCAUUCCUUCUCUCACCUCCUCCACCUCCACGCCCUUUAUCCCUUCCCUCAUCCCCGAUGAGUGGUACAGACAUCAGAGAAAGAAGAAUGAAAGAGGAACGUCCUACAGGGAUUCCACCUCUCGAUCGAAGUCUUACAAGUCCAAGUCGUCUCGAUCCUACUCCAACUCUUCAAGCAGGUCCAGAUCCCGUUCGCGGUCCAGAUCGAAGAGCAGAUCCAGACACCAGUCGCCUUAUUCCCGUCACAGAAGCCUGCACACCCGCUCUCAUGCCUUCAGCUCCUAUAGUUAUGGUUACAAAUGCUCACGUUCCCCCACUCCAUCAUCAUCGUCUUCUCCCCGAGUGAGCCACUCUUCCAGGUCCAAGUCACCAUCAGAUCACCAAAGGAAGCGCCACCACAGCCGUCACCAGAACAAGAAGUCAUCUUCAAGCAGAUACGGCUCCAGAAGGAGAGGGGAACGGUCCGUGAGGGAAGCGGGGAGCUCAGAAGCCACUUUAGUCAGUCCUCUGUCUGCUCCGAGAGGGAGCCAGUCCUCCAGCCUGGAUCUGGAGAGAGAGCGCUACCUGCAGUGGAAGAAGGACUACAAAGAGUGGUGUGAGAAAUAUUUCAGCAGCUACGUCGGCCACUUCCACCAGCUGCCUCUUCCCCUGCUCAACCUCCCUCCUCCUCCUCCUCAGUGGGAGGACGCAACAAGACCUGAGAGCAGCUCACGUGCCAAGCCAGACUCUGACGGAAGAUGCCCCACUCCGCAGGACGGCCACUCCCCCUCACUGCGAUCGUCCAGCGCCAGCCGAUCUCCUCCAUCACACUCACUAAGCGACAGCCGCUCCACGGCCUCUCAGUCGUUCAGUGACAGCUCUUCUCCGUCUCACACUUCCAGCAACAGCCGCUCUCCUCCCUUACGCUCUUUCAGUGACAGUCUCUCCACACCAUCUGAAGACAGGGCUCAGAUGGGCCACUCACCAGCGCCCAAGGGCACUGAGGAAGUUAACCUGCAAUAUAUAAAUAAGGGAGACAAAAAGGUGAAUGUAAAAAAUCUGGAGGGUCUCGGCUCACUUAAACAUGACCGAAGGAGGACAAAGAGCCACAAGGACGGAAGAGAGGGCAAGAGUGUGAGCGUAACACGUGAUGAGUGGCUACGCGACACUGGACCAAAUGCCUGCAAGGACACAGGAUUUGCAGCACAAGAUAAAGAAACUAUCAGUGGUGUUGUGAGGUCAGUGCAGCCUUGCCCCAAAUCCAAUAAAUAUUUGGAUGCACACCAUGAAAGAGAAAGCAGAGACAGAAGAUGGAGAACAGGCAAACGUCCCGACUCCAGGCAAGAUGAGGACCGACGACGCAAAGGAAAGCACAGCAAAGAGAGAGCCCGGAGGGAGGCAGACCAGCACAGGAGCCGUGAGCGUGGCAGAAGUGCUGCAACCAAACCAGAGAAGAGUAGAAGAAGGAAAGGAGAGGAAGCGCAAAGAAAUAAAGCUCAUUGCAAGAGCGUGUCCCCAAACCCAGCGGAGAGAAACAAGCCAAACAAUGACAAGAAAGAUCCUCAAAAGCAAACUCUGAAAGAGAGUCAGAUCUGGGAGGACGGGAUGAAAGUGGCACCGCAGAAGAAGAAGAUCAACAUCAACAUCAACCUCAACCUGGACGGCAAAAGGAAGGAAUUUGAUUCACUGAGUGCUACAGAAAAACCAAAUGAGGGAAGUGAAAUGACUGGUAAUGGAGGCGAGGGGGAAGGUGACGCAGAUAAGGAAGACGUGGCUGAAACGAGCAAAACCUGGGAGAAAGGCACGUUCAGGGAGGUGAAGGUGUGGGAGGAGGAACAAAAAGGAGAGGGCUUUGACUUAUGGCACUGUGGCCUGAGAGGAGGAGUGGAGGAGGAGGAGGAAGGAGGGAGACACAGGUCCAAGGCUAGCAAAGAAGAGGAGGAGGUGACCAGAGAUGAGGAAAUGAGCAAGAUGUGGAACGAAGGUCACGAGAUCGCAGAUUUGAUCCAAAACACCCAGAAGGAGCAGGCAGACGGGGAAGACAUGUUCAACACAAACAGAGAAACGGCACUGGAUGAGUUAAACACACACACAAAGCAAGAAGCGACGCAGGGAGACGAUCCGAAGAUGUCCGAGGAGCAGAGGAGGCUUCAGAGGCCAGAAGCUGCAGUGGGCGAUGGCAGUAUCUGUGAGCAUCACCAGGAAAUGAGAAACUCUCUGGAGGAGAACCCCCGAGAGACAGACCCAGGAAGGGAGGAUGCGCCCGUGCACGUGAAGGUUCCUCUCUCCAGGUGGGAUAAAGCAUCCGACGAAGCGGAGCAAGACAAGUCAGAGGAGACUGCACAAGAUGCUGUUGCUGUGUCUGUGCCUCCACCAUCAGUGGCAGCAGCCAAGCAGGAGACUGAAGAGAAGAGAUGGAGGUCAGUGGACUCGGAGAGAGACAGGGACCGACAGAUGCCCAGAAGGCCGCACAGCGAUGCCAGUCAUGGUAUAAAUAGAGUGCUGGCGCCCUCUAGUGGCAGUUACAAAACUGACAGUACCAUGUGUACAGACGGAGAGAGGAAAAGAAGGAUGGAGAGGGACAGAGAGACAGGAAGGGAGGGUGAGAGAUCACGAGAGAGACGUAAAGAGAGCAGACGACCCAAAGACAGGAGGAGGGAGGAAGAGAGGGGGAGAGACCACAAGAGGGAUCCUCCUGCCUCUGGUUCCUCGUCCUCAGCAUCACGUGACGCGGAGAGGAGAGAGUGGCAGCGUGGAGGCGGCCAAGGCAGCGAGAGGAAAUACCUCCAUCCCAAAGACAGAAGUUCAGUCAGCACAGCCGUGGACGUGCCUGAUAGAAACGCCUCCAAAGCACAGAGCAACGCGGGUAAUUCUACCAAUAUGUGGGUGGGAGAGAGCGCGUGGCAGCAGAGGGGGGGGCUGCAGGAGGAGGAGGGGUCCAGCAGCCGCAGCAGCUACAGCUGUUCAUCAGCGAGCAUGGAGGACGAGAGCAGGAAGCCCCGAAAGGAGAGGAGGGCAGCUGUGGCAGAACAUCUGGAGGAGCAGGAGCUGCUUAGACACAGGAAGCCAAAGAAGAACGCAGAGGGAGAAGACAGGAGCGGAGCCGAGGUGGAAGGUGGAGGGGGCGACGGGGCGGACGCACCAGGCGUCCCUGGUUUCCAUGGAUGAAAAACCUACUUGAAUGUUUCUUUCUUUGUCAAAAAGUGCCUGGAUUUAUUUAGGUUUCUCUCCAGUGAUACUGUGUGGAUCAUAUUAUUUCAUGUCUCCUUUAAAACGAAUCCAAAGUGAACGUAAACAAAGCACUUUUUAUUAGCUGUGAGGAAAUGAAUGUGAAUGAAACACGGUGAAUCAUUUGUAGUUGGAUGGAUUUGCACACACUCGCUCAGGACUGUUGGAAGUUAUGGUUCAUAUCUACUGAACCUGCGGUUCCCAUGGAUUAAACCAGUGAGUAGUUUGAUUUGCCUCACGCUGGACCAGAUCACGGCGCUUGGGAUUAAUUUAAAAUUAUUACUGUGAAUAUUUAUGAUUUGAAGCUUUGUUUUAUUUUAUUUUAUUUAAUGCAUCAUUUCCAACAUCUACUGGAUGGAUGAAGAGUUUACCUGAGCAAAAUUUAGUUUUUCCUGUGAUGAAGGAAUAAAAAAAAUCCAUAAAAUGUGGAA
Molecule: messenger RNA, 6025 nt
Organism: Betta splendens (Siamese fighting fish)
Lineage: Eukaryota; Metazoa; Chordata; Actinopteri; Anabantiformes; Osphronemidae
Gene: rbbp6
Product: retinoblastoma binding protein 6
Exons: 19
Coding region: 687-5534 (1615 amino acids)
Biological process (GO): protein ubiquitination; ubiquitin-dependent protein catabolic process; mRNA processing
Cellular component (GO): nucleus
Molecular function (GO): ubiquitin protein ligase activity; zinc ion binding; nucleic acid binding
Source: RefSeq, a predicted model, not a curated record